AUGGGUCCCUCGAAUCAGGGUGGUAGUCACGUGCUGAUCACCGGGGUAACAGGUCAUGUGAUGUUUAUCGAUAACCCAAUCUGCCUUUUGGGAACCAACACCGGAUCUCGUCUUGUCGUCUUGUGUGGCCCAAACCCCUCGCCAAUUCCCACGAACCGUUUGGCGACAUUCCGCACAGGUCAGAUCUUGCCAAAGAUCUCGGCAACAUGGCGGCAUCCAACGACUUCGUCGACUUCGACAUUAUCGAGGCCCAAAAGAGAGAAUGUCCAGUCCCUCCCCGGCGGCAGAUCAGCCCGAGAACUGGCACGGAUUUUCUCUGGAGGCAGCACAAGCGACAAAUUGUCGACACCCUCGCCAAACGACACAAGGACCAUCAACGGUGCAAUUCGCCAAGAAUACGAAAAUGAGUUGGAAUCAAUAGGAGAAUCGGACGAUCCCCUCGAUGUUUACGACCGCUACGUGAAAUGGACUUUGAACGCGUACCCGUCUGCCCAAGCUACGCCUGAAUCUGGGCUCCUCCCGCUGCUCGAACGUGCUACCAAGUCCUUCCUGUCAUCAUCACACUACAGGAAUGACCCGCGGUACCUUCGGUUGUGGAUGCACUACAUUAGACUCUUCUCCGAUGCCCCGCGUGAGACCUUUGCAUUCCUUGCACGACACCACAUCGGUGAGGGACUGGCGUUGUUCUACGAGGAGUUUGCCGCAUGGCUAGAGGGCGCCGGGCGUUGGACACAGGCCGACGAAGUAUAUAGGCUUGGCAUGGACCGCGAGGCUCGGCCGGUUGAGCGGCUCGCGAGAAAAUACAGCGAGUUCCAGCAACGAUAUGAGCAGCAAUCACAGGAUGCCGGGCCAUCUUCACCUGCUCUGCCCGCUGUUCGGCCCGCUCUGGCAGCUAAGAUGGAUCCAUUCGCCUCUACGGAGACCGCUGCCAACCCGCAAGCCUCGCGAUCAGCACCACAACCUGCUGCCCCUGCCAAGACGAAGUCUGGGAAGAUGAAGAUGGCGAUCUUCUCCGAUGCUGAUGCAGCACAGUCGAGUCAACCAGCGACCAGCGGACAAUCGAAGGGAUGGGACAGUAUCGGAUCGAUGCGAGAGCGUAGGAAGGAAAACGAGGUGGAGGCCAAGCCUUGGGCGGGGGAGACAUUGAAGGCGGGGAAGAAACAGGUGCCAACGCAAAAGAUGGCCAUUUUCAGGGACGAGUCCAAUCUAAAUCCACCUUCAGAACAACCAAGUGCCCCCAAGCAAAUUCCAGAACACCAUGUAAGGGAAGCGGUAAACCCGCGAACUGGUCGACGUGAGCGUGUUUUUGUCGACCUUGAAGCAGUAUACCCCGACCACAAAGAUCCAACGCAUGAAGUUAGUUUCGAGGAGUUGCGAGCGAUGAAACGUGGUUGGAUGAAUAAGAAUUGGCGUGAGCAUAAGGAGCCUCUGAAGCAAGUCUCUGGCAAUGCGGCUGGGGAUGCUCGGCCGACGAAACUGAAGGUGUUCAAGGAUGAGCCGCUGGCCGAAGGGUUGGAGCAAAAGCCAGCUCCUGAUGAACAGCCAUCUCAAUCACAACAUCAUGAUGGACCCUAUGAAGGCAAAACUGGAAAAGCGAGAAAAUUCAAGGUGCAGGGAGAAACGCAGACCAUCAAAAUGAAAUUCGACUCGCCGACGAGCUCCAAGGCCCGAAGGAAGAGCACUCGAGAGCCAACAAUGACUAUGCAUACUCGGGCUGCAACGGAUGAAAUCUAUGGCAUCUUCAAUCAACCAUUGAAAGCUGAGAUGGACGAUGCUGCUGAUAGUCUCUAUGGCAGCGAGUAUGAGGAUGAGGACUGUGCUAGUACCGUUGAUAGUACAGGCACCGGCCACAUCUCUGCGGCUUCGAGUGACUUUGGCGACGAUGAAACUCAUACCUUCCAUAAAUCUUAUGAUGACACGGAGUAUGGUGACGGCAACACGACCCGGGCUGACAGUAUAGCUGGAGGCGAUUGGACUGAUUUCAGCGUCAGCAAAGAUGUCCCUGGUGGUGAAUCUGCCGACGCUACGUCGCAUUCCGUUGUCAGUCAGGGAGAUGUCGAAUCCGAGCAUGGUACUCCAGAGAAGGAGAGGUUCAUACCUCGAAUGCCUGAUGACUAUAACCCUCCCUAUGGGACGUAUCGCGAUCCUGCUAUUAUGGCGCAGAACCGGCUGCCUUUCAUGACACCUAUUGUGGAACGAACCGAGUCGUCUAUCUCAAUGACGGCAGCUAGGAGUCUUUACAAUGCGAAGACUCCGUCGAAACCAAGGUCACCCUCUGGUGUGCCGCAAAUGGGCGACCUCCUUUCUAGUGAAUUCGGGCCAAUGACGCCCUACCAUGGGGAUCACACUGUCGGCUCAGCAGUUGAUGUCCCUUUUAGUCCGACUGCCUUCAAGGCUCUUGCCCCGAAAGCUCGCCGACGAGAAGCAAUCAUCAAGGAUUCGCAGUGCAAUCCAACGGACAAGGGAAUUCGCAAUACUAUCUUGAACUCCCUGGAUCCACCACUUGCUGCCUAUCCGGGAUAUCAUGGCCACGUCCAAGAUAGCAACUAUGCUAGCAUGAUCCAAAAGUUUGUCAAAGCGCACAACCGAAAAUCCCGAAAUGCGGAUGACGAUCGCUACGAGACGCCUACUCUCGACUUCCCCGGUGCUGAGCGUAGCUACACCAUCCGUCGUGAGCUAGGCGCUGGCGCAUAUGCACCCGUCUACCUUGCCGAAAGUGUGGAUCAUCAACGAUCCUACGGCUCUGACUCGGACGAAGAAAACACCGGCAAGUCGAACCCCUACGACAGCGCUCGAUACCCCUUCGAAGCAGUCAAAGUCGAAAACGGGCCCGCCAGCGCCUGGGAAUUCUACAUGAUUCGCACCGCGCACGAGCGUCUCCGCAACGCACCAAAGCACACCCGCGCCGUGGACAGCAUCGUUCGCGCCCACGAGCUUCACGUCCACCCACGGGAAAGCUUCCUCGUCGAAGACUACCGCGGCCAAGGCACACUCCUCGACCUAGUCAACAUCCUCCGCAACGACUCCAUCAGCUCUACACACCCCAGCGACGGCGGCCUAGACGAGUCCCUCGCAAUGUUCUUCUCAAUCGAGCUCUUCCGCACAAUCGAAGCACUCCACGCAACAGGAAUCCUACACGGCGACAUCAAAGCAGACAACUGCCUCGUCCGUCUAGACGACUCCCUCCCCACAGACCCACCCACAAAAGCUCUCUCCCUCCUAGAUCUAGGCGAUGGCUCCACAUCAACCGCCAACCCGCGCGAUACCCCCGCAUACGCACCAUCCGGCGCCUUCGGCUGGCGCGCCAAGGGUCUAGCCUUGAUAGACUUCGGUCGCGCAAUUGACAUGAACGCCUUCCCGUCUAGCGUCCAGUUCCUGGCAGAUUGGGAAACAGAGACUCACGAGUGCAACGAAAUCCGCGAAGCACGGCCCUGGACGCAUCAAAUCGAUCUCUACGGUAUCGCGGGCGUAAUUCAUAUCCUUCUUUUCGGGAAGUAUCUUGAAAGUGCGCCCGUGCGGACUAGUGAUGCCAAUGCUGGAGCUGGAAAUCGAACGUAUCGCAUCCGUGAAUCGCUGAAACGAUACUGGGACCGUGAAAUUUGGAGCGAUGUCUUUGAUUUAUUGCUUAAUCCCGGUGCGGAGAGGUGGAUUGCUAUGGAGGGUGGUGGUGACGGCGACGGUGCUGGGCCCGUGUUACCCGUUCUCAAGUCUAUGGCCUAUGUCCGGGGCCGAAUGGAAGAAUGGCUUACUUGCAAUGCGGAGAAGAAGGGUCUUGCGUUGCAAGUUCGACGGAUUGAAGCUGUUCUUGCGGAGAGGAAGAGGAAACUUGAGCGUGUUUGA
This is a messenger RNA of Penicillium cataractarum, 3840 nucleotides long. Its product is annotated as putative checkpoint protein kinase (SldA). The transcript is spliced from 3 exons. Gene Ontology annotation, biological process: protein phosphorylation; mitotic spindle assembly checkpoint signaling; meiotic sister chromatid cohesion, centromeric. Bases 1 to 3840 code for a protein of 1279 amino acids. The record is from RefSeq and is a predicted model, not a curated record. Gene Ontology annotation, molecular function: protein kinase activity; ATP binding. NCBI's taxonomy places the organism in Eukaryota, Fungi, Ascomycota, Eurotiomycetes, Eurotiales, Aspergillaceae.